AACCGUUCCACAGAUCAGGUGCUUUGACAAAAAGGCUCUGCUUCCUGGACCCACUAGAUGGCACUCUUUCACAGAAGGGACCUAGUAGAGCAUUGAUUUUGUCGGAUCUAUGCACCAAGCAGAAAAAAUGGGAGGCAGGCAGUCGCAUAACAUGGUCCUGUGCCACAAUAGGUUUUUACUGAUAAUAACCAAUAACUUGGAUUGCAUCGGAAGCCCAUGCAGUUUGGCAAAGACUGGUACAAUAAUUGCCCAGGCCACGGCAUUCUGAACCAGUUACAACUGAAGAGUGAGAGUGUAGUGUGCUGUACUGAUCCAAACAGGAGGUGACCAAGUUCCGUUUCAACAACCCGCGGCUGAAAUGAGCCAGGUGCAUGCAUUUGAUAUCUGGCGAAAAUAAUAAUGCAUUAAAUGAAUAGGCCAUUCAAGAGCUCCUUCCUUUCCUUUGCCGCCUAGGAAAACAAUUUUAUCAAAAAUCGGAAGCUGCUGCUCUUUGGCGGCAGCUAAAAAUCAAUGGCUAGAAACCACUCCUGUUUUUUUUUUUUUUUACCAUUUACUUUCUCCACGUCGAAAUAGCUCAGGGCACUUACAAACACCAAAAAUAUUCCAGGCCUCAGAACACAGUUUACCAAGAGAGCAGCCCCCGCGAAAAGGAGACCACCACGCACACACACUCGGGACGAUUUCAUGAUUUCUCACAGGAAUAACGACAGCAACGUUCGAGAACCAUACCAAGAAAGCCCCUGACGCUUUGCUACCAACCGAGCUCACUGCAGAUGCAAAAAAAAAAAAAAAACACCAGAUGGGCCCGGGCUGCUGUUCAAGAGCCGGGUCUUGCCUCGCAAAAAUCCCAGGCAGCUAAACCGCAGCCGAGGGAGGUAAACCGCAGCCGAGGGAGGGAGCGGAGGGCCGGGCCGGCUUUGACCUCCGCGUCCCCUGCAGAAAGCGCCGCCGCAGAGCGGGAGGAAGAAGAAUAAUAAUAAGAAAAAGCCGCGCCCGAGCUUAGCGCAGGAGCAGCAACAGCGGCUUCUCCGCUGCAACGGACGGGCGUCCCUCUAAGGGGCGCAGCAGUCCAAGCUGCAGUCGGCGGCGUGAAGAUUUCAAAACACAAAACAAAGCCGCGUUUAGUCCUUUGGGCGGAAGUUGACUUGCCGAGCCGGGCGGAGAACUCCGCGUUCCCGAAAAGCGUCACACCACAUCUACACGUCGACCGCGGACCCGGCGUGGUCACGUGAAGAGAGAAAGCAAGUUCAAUCAGAUGACCCGUCACAGGAAGGGGCCAAAAUGGAAAGCCGGUGAAAAGGAAAAGGCAAAGAGAUUAAUGGUGGAGUCACAAUGUCCACCAAGAGGUUGUGUAAUGAAGACUACAAUGAUUACAGUUCAACAGAUGUGACUCCCGAUGGCAGUUUCCCAGAUGGCUUGAACAAUAUUUCCAGCCCAUCAUCCUAUCAACGAUUUGGAGAAACAAAUGGAACAACAUGGUACCAAACUUUAAUACAUCUCUUGAAAGGAAAUGUUGGUACUGGCCUGUUAGGACUUCCGUUAGCAAUCAAAAAUUCUGGUAUUGUGCUGGGUCCCAUCUGCUUGCUUGUGAUUGGAAUCAUCGCAGUACAUUGCAUGGACAUCCUCGUUAAAUGCGCUCACCACCUGUGCCAGAAGCAUCACAAACCAUUUCUGGACUAUGGGGAUGCUGUCAUGCAUGGGCUAGAGGCUGGUCCCUUUUCAUGGCUCAGAACUCAUUCUAUCUGGGGAAGGUACUUAGUGAGUUUUUUCUUAAUUCUUACUCAGCUGGGAUUCUGUUGUGUAUAUUUUGUAUUCCUUGCUGACAAUUUCAGACAGGUUAUAUCUGCUGCCAACGGUACCACCAAUGACUGCAGUGCCAAUGAAACUGCUGUGAGGGCUCCAACAAUGAGCUCUCAGUUAUAUAUCCUGUCCUUCUUACCAUUUGUGAUAUUGCUCGUCUUCAUCCAGAAUCUCAAGAUUCUUUCCAUUUUCUCCAUGAUGGCCAAUAUUUUGAUGUUGAGCAGCCUGAUAAUGUUAUACCAAUACAUUGUCCGGGACAUUCCAAAUCCUAGCCAUCUGCCUAUGGUAGCUGCCUGGAAGACAAUGCCUCUCUUUUUUGGUACAGCCAUCUUUGCCUUUGAAGGCAUUGGAGUGGUGCUCCCUCUAGAAAACAAAAUGAAGAACCCUCAGCACUUUCACACUAUUCUGUAUGUGGGAAUGGCAAUUGUCACCUCGUUCUACCUCAGCUUGGGAACACUAGGAUAUUUGCGCUUUGGAGCUAACAUCCAGCCCAGCAUCACUCUCAAUCUCCCCGACUGUUGGUUGUACCAGUCUGUCAAGCUGCUCUACUCCCUCGGAAUCUUCUUCACUUACGCUCUGCAGUUCUAUGUCCCUGCAGAAAUAAUAAUUCCUGUGGCUGUUUCCAAGAUCCCUGAACGCUGGAGAUUAUGUUGCAAACUGCUGCUGAGAGUAUUCCUGGUCUGCGUAACAUGUACCCUUGCAAUACUGAUUCCUCGCUUGGACAUUGUCAUAGCUCUGGUAGGUUCAGUGAGCAGCAGUGCUCUAGCACUUAUUAUCCCGCCCAUCUUGGAGAUCUUCACCUAUUAUUCGGAAGGCCUGCACCCGCUCAUCCUGGCCAAAGACAUUCUCAUCAGCCUCUUCGGUAUUACUGGCUUUGUUGUGGGGACAUAUGAAUCUCUCUAUGAACUGAUUGUACCAACUGUGUCCAAUGCUACCACUGCUUUACCAUGACACUGUAACCUGUUUCACUUUGAGAAGUUAUCUGCAGUUCGGAUGGAUCUUGAGUUUCUUCAUAGCAACUGCAGAAACCUGGGACUCCUCCUUGCUUUCCAAAUCUAUUUAUUUUAUAGGUUAAACAGAUACGGCUAUGGUUAAAAAGAAGGGGCUCUUAUUUAUUUAUGCUUCUUUUUUUGUAUGGGAUUGAUUUAGGAGAUGUCAUAAAAAACAAAAAAGGUGCUCAGUUAUGAUUAUCCUUACCUGAAAGAAAUUGAAUGUCUUGCAAGCAUCUUGGAUUUUACUAGAUAUCUAGAUCAAGAGCAGUGAAUAUGGGGAGAAUUAAGAAUCCUAAUAUUCCUCACCAGAUCAUUUUUAUGAAGUCUUUUGAGCAUCAUGUUACCAGUUCAUUUUUAUUUUCAUUGUUCUUGUUUUAAACUACUUCAGGCUACCAACUUAGAAACUAUUACCAUAUUUUCCGGUGUAUAAGAUGACUCGGCAUAUAAGACGACCCCCGGCUUCAGGGAAGAUUUGCAUGGUUAGAAAGUCGUCUUAUACGCUGUAAAAUACCGUAUUUUCCGGUGUAUAAG
Crotalus tigris (Tiger rattlesnake) is the source of this 3323-nucleotide messenger RNA. Its product is annotated as proton-coupled amino acid transporter 1-like. Bases 1333 to 2751 code for a protein of 472 amino acids. Gene Ontology annotation, molecular function: amino acid:proton symporter activity; glycine transmembrane transporter activity; L-proline transmembrane transporter activity. The record is from RefSeq and is a predicted model, not a curated record. Gene Ontology annotation, biological process: L-alanine transport; proline transmembrane transport; glycine transport. The transcript is spliced from 11 exons. NCBI's taxonomy places the organism in Eukaryota, Metazoa, Chordata, Lepidosauria, Squamata, Viperidae. Gene Ontology annotation, cellular component: vacuolar membrane.